CUAGGACUUUUACUUUGACAAACAUGUUGGAGAGUAGUUUGUAGUUGUUGUGGAUUGUGGUUUCCUUCCUCACCCUCUCCUGUAACAUUGUUGAUGUCCACAUUUCCCAUAGCAGUAUAGUGAUAUGGACAGGAUGGCCGCCUCCUCCUCCUCCUCCUCCUGCGAGAAACCUUUAGGCCCGAAAAAGAAAAGCGAGAAGAAAAUUGCAUGUAAAGAGGAAUAUAGAUUAUUGUCUAAUAUAAUGGGAAUGAUGAAUAACUUGAGGAAACAGGGGAUCUUGUGUGAUGUUAUACUGGUGGUUCAGGGGAAACACAUCCUGGCACACAGAGUGGUCCUGGCUGCCGCAAGCCACUUCUUCAACCUCAUGUUUACCACGAACAUGAUGGAGGCCACAAACCAUGAGGUGGAGCUCAGAGGUGCAGAACCUGAGAUCAUCGAGCUGCUGGUGGAAUUUGUCUACACGGCCCGCAUCUCUGUCAACAGCAACAACGUCCAGUCUCUGCUCAAUGCUGCUAAUCAGUACCAGGUCGAGCCAGUAAAGAAAAUGUGUGUGGAUUUUCUGAAAGAUCAAGUGGAUGCGACUAACUGCCUCGGUAUCAGUGCGUUGGCUGAGUGUCUUCAUUGUCCCGAGCUGAAGACGGCUGCGGACGAGUUCAUCUAUCAGCAUUUCACUGACGUGUACAAACUGGAUGAGUUCCUGCAGCUGGAUGUGAAGCAGGUCACACAUCUGCUUCACCAGGACACGCUGACCGUCAGAGCCGAAGACCAGAUCUACGACGCUGCCGUGCGGUGGUUGAAGUAUGACGUGUUAAAUCGGCAGAAGUUCGUCGUAGACAUCUUGAGCAAAGUGCGCUUCCCGCUCGUGUCCAAAAACUUCCUGAGUAAGACCGUACAAGCCGAGCCUCUCAUCCAGGACAAUCCCGAGUGCCUCAAAAUGGUCAUCUGCGGAAUGCGUUACCAUCUCCUGUCUCCUGAGGACAGAGAGGAACUGGGCGAGAGCAGUCGUCCACGCCGCAAGAAACAUGACUUCCGCAUCGCACUGUUCGGUGGCUCACAGCCACAGUCCUGCCGCUACUUCAACCCCAAGGACUACAGAUGGACAGAUAUCCGCUGCCCCUUUGAGAAACGGCGUGACGCUGCUGCCGUUUUCUGGGACAACGUGGUGUACAUCCUGGGAGGAUCGCAGCUUUUCCCCAUUAAAAGAAUGGACUGUUACAACGUGGUUAAGGACAGCUGGUAUUCCAAACUUGGGCCUCCGAACCCCAGAGACAGUCUGGCAGCCUGCGCAUCCAAGGGCAAGAUCUACACCUCAGGUGGCUCAGAAGUGGGAAGCUCUGCACUGAACCUGUUUGAGUGCUAUGACACUCGGACAGAGACGUGGCAGAACAAACCCAGCAUGCUCCAGCCUCGCUGCAGCCACGGCUCUGUGGAGGCGAACGGCCUGAUCUACGUAUGUGGAGGCAGUCUAGGAAAUAACGUAUCAGGCAGAGUCCUCAACAACUGCGAAGUCUACGACCCCAACACAGAGGAAUGGAGAGUGCUGUGCGGUAUGCGGGAGGCCAGGAAGAACCAUGGCCUGGUGGUGGCCAACUCGAGGAUCUACGCUGUUGGCGGACAGAACGGCCUCGGUGGUCUGGACUCAGUGGAGUAUUAUGAAAUAGGCAGUAACGAGUGGAAAAUGGCAUCACCGAUGCCGUGGAGAGGUGUGACGGUGAAGUGUGCAGCCGUGGGCUCAAUCAUCUACGUGCUGGCCGGAUUCCAGGGAGUGGGCCGUUUGGGUCAUAUCAUGGAAUACCACACGGAGGCGGACAAGUGGGUGAUGCUGAGCAAAGAGCGUGCCUUCCCUGUCACCAGCUGCCUCAUCUGUGUCGUAGACACCUGCGGAGCCAACGAGGAAGAAAUGAGCUCUUUUCAUGAACCUUUACCAUCAACAUCCUCAGCCAAAUCCACAUGUUCAGCUCCUACAGCACACGGACAAUGCUGAGUUAGAGAAUGAUUAUUUUUGUGUAUUUUAUGUAUAGCUUUUGAUGUACAGACUUUUUUUUUAUUAUUUUGUUUUUGUGCAGCUUCCUCUUCAGACUUUUACCAUUAUGAUUUUUGUUCUAAUUUCUAAUUCUAAUUUGGGUUUGUUUGUUUGUUUGUUUGUUUGUUUGCUAUUUGUCUUCAGCAAAAAUCUACUUUGCUGGCAAACAGUUCGGAGCAAAACUUUUAGUCAACCUUUGUUUUUAUAUUCAAGCUUUAAAUGGCUGUUAUAACUUGUGUUAGUGUCAGUAAAAAAAAAAAAUUUCCAUUGUCUCAUUCAAACAAAACACCACUUUUCAUGUAAAAAGCAUAAUGGAUGCUGUUUUGGUUUUACCUACAAAACAAAAGCAAUCAUUUCUCCUUUUUUAUGUCAGUUCUCCUUCCUUUAUGAAUUUUUUUAACAAGACAUUAACAAGACAGAUUUUCAUCAGGAGAUCUUGUGAUUGUUAUCCUUUGUUUAAGUGAUAUUAAACAGAUCCGUUUAUUA
This is a messenger RNA of Tachysurus fulvidraco (yellow catfish), 2509 nucleotides long. It is a transcript of the gene klhl7, whose product is annotated as kelch-like family member 7. Gene Ontology annotation, molecular function: protein binding. The record is from RefSeq and is a predicted model, not a curated record. Gene Ontology annotation, biological process: protein ubiquitination. NCBI's taxonomy places the organism in Eukaryota, Metazoa, Chordata, Actinopteri, Siluriformes, Bagridae. The transcript has 11 exons. Gene Ontology annotation, cellular component: Cul3-RING ubiquitin ligase complex. Bases 125 to 1984 code for a protein of 619 amino acids.